AAAACUACAUUACCCUUAAUGCAUCCCGGCCCGAGAACAGCUGAACAUGGACCGUACAGCUCUGCAACUGCUACUCUCAUAAAUUGUUGGAGAAAAGCGUUUUAUAACCGCGCAGAAGGAAACGACUAGUGUAUAUUAGCGUGCGUUAGCAACAGCAUGUCCGCAUAUCCGGCCUUCCAGUUUGGCAAGCCUCGUUUCGACCAGAACACAUUUUUUGGUCGGUUCAGACACUUCCUGGAUGUGAUUGACCCCAGGACACUCUUCGUGACAGAGAAACAGCUGCAGGAGUGUGUGGAGCUGCUCGACCAUUUCAAACAAGGAACUCUUCCCUCAGGAGUGACAGAUGCUCAGCUUUGGCAAGCUCAGAAAAUAAAGCAGGCCAUCAUCCACCCUGACACUGGGGAGAAGAUCCUCAUGCCCUUUCGGAUGUCGGGUUUUAUCCCUUUUGGCACACCAGUGGUUGUUGGCCUCCUUCUCCCAAAUCAAACGUUGGUGUCUACCGUCUUCUGGCAGUGGUUAAACCAGAGUCAUAAUGCCUGUGUCAACUACUGCAACCGUAAUGCAUCCAAGCCGGCUCCAGUAUCCAAAUUUGUGCAGGGCUACUUUGGAGCAGUGACCAGUGCAGUCUCCAUUGCUGUUGGCUUGAACGUGUUAAUCCAGAAGGCAAGCCGUCUCAGCCCAAACACCAGGCUUUUGGUGCAGAGGUUCGUCCCCUUCCCAGCAGUGGCAAGUGCAAACGUCUGCAACGUGGUACUGAUGAGACAUUCUGAGCUGUCGGAGGGCAUCAGCGUACUCGACAACAAUGGGAACGUGGUGGGAACAUCCAGAGUAGCUGCCAGGCAUGCACUUCUGGAGACAGCCCUGACCAGAGUGGUCCUGCCUAUGCCCAUCUUGAUACUCCCUCCCAUGAUCAUGGCUGUCGUGGAAAAGCUCCCUCUCCUGCAGAGACAGCCGAGGCUCAUCCUCCCCAUCCACAGCCUGGUCGUCCUCGCUGCCUUCAGCCUGGCUCUGCCUCUGGCCAUCAGUCUCUUCCCACAGAUGUCCCAGAUCAGUGUGAAUCAGCUAGAGUCGGAGAUCGCCAUGGCAACAGAUUGUAAGACUGUGACUUACAAUAAAGGUCUGUGAGUGGUCUCGACUGCCCGACACGUGAAGAUACGACCCGCUGCUCAUCAUGGUUUAGCGAGGGUUUAACAUAUGUUUACAGAGAGCCGCCGUUCACAUAAAGAAUACAUGUUGUUUAUGCCAAGGCAGUGGUUGUUAAAUAAGCAAUAACACCUGAUGACAUUGUUAUAUUGGAAAAUAUACAUCAUGACACCUGAGAAAGUAUCAGUUGUAACAUGGACUCUUACACCAAGGACACGGUGCCAAAUAAAUGGGGCACUCGGAAAGGCUUGUAGAAGACUAGGCCUGCUCAAUCCAGAGUGUGCUCGUUGUUUAA
Molecule: messenger RNA, 1438 nt
Organism: Monopterus albus (swamp eel)
Lineage: Eukaryota; Metazoa; Chordata; Actinopteri; Synbranchiformes; Synbranchidae
Gene: sfxn5a
Product: sideroflexin 5a
Exons: 14
Coding region: 157-1125 (322 amino acids)
Biological process (GO): monoatomic ion transport; citrate transport; mitochondrial transmembrane transport
Cellular component (GO): mitochondrial inner membrane
Molecular function (GO): monoatomic ion transmembrane transporter activity; citrate transmembrane transporter activity
Source: RefSeq, a predicted model, not a curated record